AUGAUAAUUUUCCAAUUUUUGUUAACUACAUUUUUAUUAAUUAACAGAACUGUUUUAUCCAUAACUUUAGACGGGUUUUGGACAGGUAAGAUCACCACAAAUAAGUCUGAACAUGAAAUCGUAUUCCCUGCGACAGUACCAGGAGGAGUGUACACGGAUUUGUACAAAGCAAAGAUUAUACCAGACAAUUUUGUUGGAAACAAUGAUGCGAAUAACCGAUGGAUUGGUAAUCAAUCAGUCACCUAUAUUAAAAAGUUCAUUGUAAAUAGCACUUUACUAAAUGCUCCUAAAGUGGUACUAAUAUUUCAUGGCUUGGAUACAUUUGCCACAAUCACAUUAAAUGCUCAAGAAAUCAAGAAAACGUCAAAUAUGUUUGUAAAGUAUACAUUUGACGUAACAAAGUAUUUAAAAGAGGGAGAGAACUUGUUAUCAGUUACCUUUUCUUCUGCUGUUAAAGAAGCUGAGGCUUUAUACAAGGAACAAGCUUUGAAAUACAAAGUCCCUCCACUAUGUGUACCAAACACAUAUAAUGGUGAAUGUCACGUCAAUCACAUAAGAAAGAUGCAAGCAAGUUUUUCAUGGGAUUGGGGUCCAGCUUUUCCUUCAAUGGGAAUAUGGAAAAGUGUAAAAUUAAUUCCCGUCAAUGAUAUCUUUAUCACUGACAUUACAACAAACAUUCUCAGAGAAAAAAACUUUUGGAAUAUCAUAGUGACUACAUUUCUUGAAGUCAAUCUGCAGAAAAAUGAUAAAUCUCUACCCUGUCGAAUUUCAUCUAUUCUCCUUAUCAAUGAAGAACUAACUAUUCACAAUUCCAGUACUAUUAUAUUAAACACAAGUAACACGAGCAUAGAAGCAGUUACCCUCCUUAAAGUACCUGUGGAACGUGUACAGAAAUGGUGGCCAAAUGGUUAUGGCAAUCAAACUCUCUACUCAUUGACGGUGACUGCAGCUAGAAAUAAUACUAUGAAACAAAAAUCAGUGCGCAUUGGUUUCAGAACCAUAGAGCUUGUGCAAAAACCACUUAAGAAGGGACUGAGCUUUUACUUUCAAAUAAAUAACGUUCCAAUAUUUGCAAAGGGCAGUAAUUACAUUCCAGCCAGCGUGUUCCCUGAAUUAAGCGGUAAAGAAGACACGAUUAAACAUUUAUUAAUGUCUGUCAAACUAGCGAAUAUGAAUAUGCUCAGGGUUUGGGGUGGUGGUCUUUAUGAAUCCGACUUAUUUUAUAACAUGGCUGACGAAUACGGAAUCAUGAUUUGGCAAGAUUUUAUGUUCGCCUGCGGAAUGUAUCCAACAUCGGGAAAAUUUCUAAAUUCUGUGAAGGAAGAAGUUAUACAGAAUGUACGGAGAUUACAAAAUCAUCCCAGUAUUGUCCUCUGGGCUGGUAACAAUGAAAACGAAGCAGCCUUAUACGGGGACUGGUAUGGUACCGGUACUGCUCAAAUAUAUAGAAACGAUUAUGUUAAGCUUUACGUAGAUCUGAUAAAAAAAGAAGUAGAACAGUUGGAUACUUCCCGGCCUUUUGUGGUGUCUAGUCCCAGCAACGGAUUAUACACAGAGCAGUAUAAUUAUACUGGAGAGGAUCCAUAUUCAAAGUUAUAUGGAGACGUUCACUAUUACAACUACCUUAACGAUGGAUGGGAUAUGCACCAAUAUCCUCUCACCAGAUUUGCAUCUGAAUAUGGAUUCCAAUCGCUACCAUCGAUUUACACCAUUUUACCAGCUACAGAGAGUACUGAGGAUUUGAACGUAGAGAGUAAUUUUAUGAAGCAUCGCCAACAUCUGCCCUUAGGAACGAUAUACAUGAGAGGUCUGAUUUCAAAGAAUUUUCAGAUACCUGAAACACAAAACAAAGUGAGAGACUUCCAGAAUUUAAUAUACUUAAGUCAGAUCAACCAAGCUGUUUCUGUGAAAGUGCAAACAGAAUUCUAUAGACAGUCGAUGUCCGAAUUGAAUGAAAUAGGCGAAGGGAUGACAAUGGGAGCCCUUUAUUGGCAAUUAAACGAUGUUUGGCAAGCUCCAUCUUGGUCUUCUAUUGAUUUCAAUGGACAGUGGAAAAUGCUUCAUUACUAUGCUGUAGACUUUUUCGCUCCUGUUAUAGUCACAUAUUAUAUUCAAGGGACUGAUCUUUCAAUUUAUGUUGUUUCUGAUAAAUUAGAUACAAUAACCAACACCACCCUGGAGGUGAAUCUUUAUACAUUGAAUAUUAUGAAGCCUAUACAGUCACGUACUAUUUACAAUAUAAAUAUAAACGCAAAUGCAGCGAGUAAAAUUCACGAUGAUGUGUUGAAACAUUCGUGGAUCUUAAAUUCUACAUCACUUACCGAAUGUCAGUCUGGGGUUACCACAAAAACGAAUUGCAUUACAACACUUACGUUAAAAGACAAAACUGGAUUUCAGAUAGCACCCACAAAUUAUAUAUAUCCUAGCAGUCUACUGAAAACUAUUACUCUACCCAUUGCUGAUAUUUCUGUGAAAGUAAAUGACGUACCUGGAAUGCGUUCAAAUUAUCUCGACAUCGAAUGUGAAUUAACAACAAACAAUAUAGCACUUUUUGUACGAUUAGAAGCUGGUAAUAUUUGUGGUCGUUUUUCGGAAAAUGGCUUCCAUAUGUUUCAACGAAGAAAACGUGUAGUUUACUAUGCGUGCGAAAUGGUUCCACUCGAAAUAUUCGAACAAGUUCUAAAAGUUACUACGCUCUCCGAUAUUUAUAAUCCAAAGUAAAAGAAAACAUAUGUAUACUUUUCUUUUCAUUAAAUUUACCCGUU
Messenger RNA from Dufourea novaeangliae, 2765 nucleotides. RefSeq names its product beta-mannosidase. Bases 1 to 2721 code for a protein of 906 amino acids. Gene Ontology annotation, biological process: glycoprotein catabolic process; carbohydrate metabolic process. The transcript is spliced from 11 exons. Gene Ontology annotation, molecular function: beta-mannosidase activity. The record is from RefSeq and is a predicted model, not a curated record. Lineage: Eukaryota; Metazoa; Arthropoda; Insecta; Hymenoptera; Halictidae.